CUUGUUUAUCUUUUUUUCUUACCGUCUGGCAGAGGCGUCUGAAUGUCUGAAUGUAUCCAUACCAUCUAUGCUUACAUAUGGUCGUAUUUGAUUUUACCUAAUGAUCUUCAAAUUUGAAAUUUUCCAGAUAGUGUUGUCCAAUUGUACUGAGAAUAACUUCAAUUUUCCUAUCCUUUCUGACAACUUGGUAAAUGAGACUCUGUCGUUGUAAAAUAAAGCAUAUUUUGAUUUGAUUUGAGAAAUUUGCUGCAGAAUGGAAAAACAUUGAUAUGGAAUAAGGACUUAAAAACCUGCUUUAAAGUGUCAUUCAAAGACUUCAAUAAUUUCAACAUCAUUCUAAAGAGAAAUACAAAAACAUUCAAGCUACAUAUAUCAGACAUGGAAAAGAGGCUGCAAUCCUUCAGAUUACCAAGAGAUCUUACUUUGGGUGGCUCAAAACCCAAGAAAAAGUUUGUUCCUAAUCUAAGUGUGGCUAGAAAUAAGGAUAACGCAAAUGGGCUUUCAUUUAUAAAAAUUGAAGACAAAAAAAAAUUGGUUCCCACCAAAAAGCCUACAAAAAACAGCCAAAAAUUUGCAGGAAAAUCUGAGAGAUUUUUACAAUCAAACGGAAUCUUCUCAGAAGGUAUUGGCAGUGAUGUAAAAAAAGCGCGAAAUGAAAGAACAUAUAAUAAUUCUCCUAGGAACGAACCUAUUAAUGGGAUGACAAUACCAAAACUAAAAAAGGAUAAGUGGCAGGUUAAUCAUAAAAAUGAAACAAGAGUUUACGAGGACCUCAUGGACUGUGAGUCUUCAUCAAUUGAUAAUGAAAUAUUAGCUUUUGCUCCAACAGUAUGGAAUGAAAAUGAUUUUAAAGGUCUUUCUAGCACUUUAUCUAGCACUAAAACUGAGUUUACAUUGGAACCCAAAAUAGAUUUAGAUAGACUUAAAAUUCUGGCAAAUGAUCUCCCAAAAGAAUUUCAAAAUGGCAAUCAUUUUAGUGAUAGUAAUCCUUCAAUAGCAUUGUGGAAUUUUCCAGAUUCUCUUGCCGAAAAAGGAUUGAGUGAGAACCCAAAUAUAGACACAUUGUUCGAUUCUAAGCUAGCGAAUAUGCCAGAGGGUCAAAUAGGAAAACUGAGAGUCCAUAAAUCUGGAAAAAUUGAUAUUAUUAUAGGAGGUACUAAAUAUGAAAUAGCGCCAACACCAUUAGAAUCAUUACCAGAGAGGGUUAUUUCUAUUGAAACAAACAAAAAAGACGUAGGAAAGGCUUUAGUACUUGGUGAAAUUCAACACAGAUACGUAUUAAAUCCGGAAUGGGCUGGAUUAGUACGUGGUUUUAAAAAUAUGUGAUACAAAUUAAUUUAGUUAGAAAAAAUGUUACAGUACAGUUUUAUAUUAGAGUUUAAGUUUCUUGUUAAAUUUCUAAAUUCAAUAAAUAAUUUUGUUUUAGCUCCUAGGGAGUGAAACCCUGUAUGUUCACAAGUAUUGACAUGCACUUACUUAAUAAAGUAUCCCAUCAUCACAACAGAAAGUAAAAACAACUCAAAAUGGAAUUAAGAAUACACCAAAAUAGGAGAAACAUAAAUACCUCUCUAACUCACUGAAAACAGCAUUUGAAACUUAUUCCAAUUGCCAGCUUUUUAAAACUGUUUGUUGAGUUGUUUUAUGUUAACAUACAGAUGUUCACAACAUCUAGGUGCUACAUAAUAUUAUUUUUUUCACUAUAAAUCCAUUGUAUAAAUCAUAGUGUAUGAAACUUUUUAUCUAUACUAAUAUAAUAUUGCUGGAGA
Messenger RNA from Ceutorhynchus assimilis (cabbage seed weevil), 1766 nucleotides. NCBI's taxonomy places the organism in Eukaryota, Metazoa, Arthropoda, Insecta, Coleoptera, Curculionidae. The record is from the annotation of a GenBank genome assembly.